CAACAAGUUACGUAGAGUCCGAGGUGGGAGGAGGAGGAGGAGGAGGAGCCUCAGACUGUUACAGGGCUAGCCGAGAGAAGUACGCUCAGGCGCUCCGAUUUAAUCCGAAUCUUCUGACUUUUAACGUUACUGUUGGUGUAAGAGUGCAGCUGUUGACAACGUUAGAGAAGAUGGGGAACCGAGUGGGCCGUGAGGACUAUGAAUGGGUCUACACGGACCAGCCGCACGCCGACAGGAGAAAGGAGAUUCUGGGUGAGCUAGCUUGUGGGUUAGCAAUUUUCCAGUCAACAAACGCUAAAUAUCCGGAAAUCAAGUCAUUGAUGGGUCCGGACCAGAGGCUGAAGUGGAUUGUGUGCAUGAUGGUGGUUAUACAGUUCUUGGCUUUCUACCUGGUCAAAGACUUGGACUGGAAAUGGGUUUUGUUUUGGACAUAUGCAUUUGGCAGCUGUAUCAACCACUCAAUGACCCUUGCUAUUCACGAGAUCUCUCACAAUACUGCCUUUGGAAACAGCAAAGCCAUGUGGAACCGCUACUUUGCCAUGUUUGCCAACCUGCCUAUCGGCUUGCCUUAUUCUGCCUCCUUCAAACGCUACCACCUGGACCACCACCGCUACUUGGGUGGAGAUGGCAUUGAUGUAGAUAUCCCCACAGAGUUUGAAGGCUGGUUCUUCUGUACACGCUUUCGCAAGUUCGUCUGGAUUAUUCUGCAGCCCCUGUUCUAUGCUAUCCGGCCCCUUUGCAUCAAUCCCAAACCAGUCAGCCAGCUGGAGCUGACCAAUGUGGCAGUCCAGAUCAUCUUUGACAUCCUGCUGUGGUGGAUGUGGGGGGCCAAGCCUGUGGUUUACAUGUUGGCUGGUUCCAUGCUGGGAAUGGGCUUGCACCCCAUCUCUGGCCACUUCAUUGCUGAGCACUACAUGUUCCUGAAGGGUCAAGAGACCUACUCCUACUAUGGCUGCCUCAACCUCCUCACCUUCAACGUGGGCUACCACAACGAACACCAUGACUUCCCUAGCAUCCCAGGGCGAAGGCUUCCUUUGGUAAAGAAAAUAGCUCCAGAGUACUACGAUGACUUGCCUGAGUACACAUCUUGGGUGAGGGUCCUGUAUGACUUCAUCAUGGACGACACUUUGAGCCCGUACUCACGGAUCAAGAGGAAGUUAAAGGGAGAUGUCAAACAGGAGUAGCUUCUCUGAGAGCUUCCCCAGAACAAAGCUGCAGUAUCUACAUGACCUGGGCCUCCUCACAUUUCUGAACUUCUAACGCUUUUUGCAUAUGUUCAUCUCACAGAGUCAAGGUGAAUGUUGGGAGAGAGUGUUUGUUUUUGUUUUUUUGCACAGAGAGAAACAAAGAACAGACAAACAGGUGGUGUUGAAUAGAGAAUAAAAAUUGGUGUUUUACUUGGAAUUGUUGCAAUAUGACCAAAUCUCCACUCAGAAACAUUUGCUCACUUAAAGGCCAUUUAUGUUUGUUUGGGGUGUUUUUUGGAAUUGGGGUUGUGUUAAGUAACUAGUUAGUGUCUGAGCUGAACUAGACUGCUCAGUGUUUUUUCGUUACCAUUGUAAAAUUAAUGACAAUUUUUUAAACAGAAAUUACAAAUUUUUUUGUUUUGAAACGGGGAGAAAAAUGUUCUGGAACCUUACCUGAGGAAAUGCUGCGGUGGUUAGUAGGUUUUAUGUAUCUGCAGUGUUAGUUAUGUAGGAGAUAUGGUAGGUCAAUGAAACUCCGUCACACAGAGGGACAUUAGGUGGAUACAUCUGUAAAUGUUAAACUGAAGCUGUAAAAACACUAUAAAACCAAACAUAAUGCAGAUUCAGGCAGCUAAAGUCCAAAAGCUGCUCUAAACAUUUAGCUUUGUGAGGUGUUUUACAGAAUGCCUGACCCUUUGAGCUCCAAGGAAACCUGCAAUUUCUUUCUAGCUUCUUUGAAAUCCCAGUAUCCCCAGUGUCAGGCCCCAGUAUUUCCAUUUCAGCAGCACGUUUUUUAUUUGGGAUUUUCCAGCUGUGCAGUAGGAUUAACGAACCCCGACACAUGAAGGACCUGGAAGAACAAAACCAAACUAAAAGAGAAGAUAUUUGGCUGUUUCAGGGGUUUCAUGCUGGCUCCCCCUCAUAACAUUUUGUAAACAGUCAACUUGUAAUGAUAUUUCAUUUUUAUCCCAUUUCAGAAACUUGUGGUAAUAACUGGGGAUGAAUUUGCGUACAGAUGUGCUCACACCUUCUCAUUGGUAGGUGAAACUGGCGGAAUUUCUGUGUUGAGGCUGAGCUACUGCUUCUUAGAAUCUAGCCACAUUUUAACUCCUUUCAUAAUCUAAACCCAGUCAGAUGAAGCGGGUCACCUGUUUGGCCUCACUUGGUUAUGUGUAGAAGUAACAUGGAGUCUUCUGGGUUUUUUGAACUCAGCUUGAAAUGUUUGGGGUUAACUUAAGUCCUUGAGAAGAUAUUUACUGUUCUGUGUCGGCCCACUUCACACAACCCUACUUCUAAAAAGCAAUACAUCCAAUUUGCACAAUGGCCUUACAGAAGUUAUGUUAAAACGGUAGAAAAUUUAACACACAUGAAAAUGGCAGUUAUCAAGAGUUUUACCAGACGCAAGUCUAAUUGGUCUGGAAAUGUCUUGGUCAUGUUAGUAAAAAUUCUCCUGAAUGUUAGAAAAGUUCUUGCCAUUGAACUGGAAGAUUUUCAAGAGAAACUAAUGCUUAAAAGCUGAUUAAAAGCUUGUGUCUGAACCUUUGCAUCGUGUUUACUGCUGAGAGUCAGAUAAACUAAUUCACUCUAACCUUUAAGGCUCAGUGAUGCUGCUUCAUGGUGUCUAAACUAUUUAGUUAUUUGACAAAGAUGGCUUUGAUAGGGUUACUCAUGCGCUAAACUUUCUGAAGGUUGGCACACUGAGUUACUGAUGAUGUCUGAUAAAGGUCUUCAGGUGGGAGGGUUCAGUUCCUCCUAGCAAAUUAAGGAUGCAUUCCAUAAACUUGUAGUGUGUCUCUAGACAUACAAAGAGGUGAUAGCUACAUAUCUGUUGGAAAACCCUGGCUGAUCUCCUGCCAGUAGAUGCAAGCAUCAGUCUUAGGCCAUCUCCAGAAGUACACCGCUGCUUUGUGCAGCUUUUGACCCAAGUGCUUGACUUCCAGACUGUGUGCUAUAUUAUAGCUGCUGAGAUGAAGCAACCAAAUGUCCUCCAUUUUGUAUAGCUAAUUUAUAGGUCAAAAAUGUGAUUCGUAAAGCAUCAUUGUGUGUAUGUUGAAGUGGGUGGCACCUGUGCAUAUGAACUGAGGUUGUUCCAAUAUAUUGCUCUCCUAAAAGAAAAGGUUUGAUACCAUCUUGUUUUACCAAAACUAAUUCUGUGUUUUCUGUUUAAAAAAAAACCCAAAGCCUGCCUUAUGUUCUUGGUGCUCUGCUUGCUCAGUUCAUUUAUUUCUUCCUCAUUAUUGUGAAUUUUAACUCAAUGGAAUAUAACAAAUAAAUACUUUGCUGCACUAGAAA
This is a messenger RNA of Girardinichthys multiradiatus, 3479 nucleotides long. It is a transcript of the gene degs1, whose product is annotated as delta(4)-desaturase, sphingolipid 1. Lineage: Eukaryota; Metazoa; Chordata; Actinopteri; Cyprinodontiformes; Goodeidae. Gene Ontology annotation, molecular function: sphingolipid delta-4 desaturase activity. Gene Ontology annotation, biological process: ceramide biosynthetic process. Gene Ontology annotation, cellular component: membrane. The coding region runs from base 171 to 1184 and encodes 337 amino acids. The transcript has 3 exons. The record is from RefSeq and is a predicted model, not a curated record.